GACUGCGUGAGCUUCCCUUGACUUAACCUUUUUACUGACUAGUUAACGUUAGCCAGUUAGCGAACGGAAGCUAGUGUAACAAUAGCCAAAUUAUGGCUAGCUAACGUGAGCUAACCGUCGUUGUGGAUGUCCAGUCCUUGUUUUAAAGACGCAUAUUAUAUGUUAAUUAACUGUAGUGUCUCAAAUGUGGCCAGUCCUUGAAAUUAGAGCUGUCGUCUAUUUAGCCUUAGAAUCCUUGGCUAGACAAGGCGACGAACGCAAGUUUGCUUAGUUAGCUAGCGGUUAGCUUUCAUAGCUAGCUAACGCUAACUGUAAAGUUAGCUGGGUGGAAAUGUUCGUUUUGGAAACCCGAUAUUUGUCACUCACGCACGGUCUGCAAGGUACAGACCCCAAAUUAUUAGCUAGCCUACAUCUUACUGUCAAACAAAAUCAACGCGUGAGGGAAAUAUACGAAUUGUAGAGGCAACUGAAGCUGUAUACUUGUGUGUGUAAAUCUUCAAGAAGAUCUAUUGUAUGUGUUGGUGUCAGUCAACUAAGUGGAUAAACAUCAGCACAGAAACGUCAGAGAAAUUAUGCUGACGUUGUAACUGAAGACAACAAGCUGGAGAAAGGAGGCCAUAUCUUGUAUGGUUUGGGUCCCUUAUAUUAUGCCCAGAUUCCAUCUUUUCCAUCUGCACUUCGGGGAUUAAAGACACUUGACAUGCUUUCUUCCCACUUUCAGUUUAGUGGAUUGAGUUGACAAAGGGAAGAACCUCUGGCAACUUAAAAUAAUCAUGGAAAAGAUUAUUUUAAAAAGAAUCAAAUGAAAGGGUUAGAUAUUGAAAGGAUUUGCAUAUGUACAAAUUAUGUUUGUCAAAUUUAUUAUUGAGGAGGAAAUCACUUGCUGCAGUAUUUCCCAUAAUCAAUGUUUUCCCCCCUCACCUGAUUUUAUUUAAUUAUCUCCUAGUGUAAUAGUUUCUUCAUCAGUUUCCUAGUUAGAAAUUCAGUUUGCAUUCUGAGCAAGCUUUUGGUCAGUGGACAUGGCGUACCCUUUACUUGAUUUUUCUUCCCAAGCCCCAACAGGGGAUGAUUUUAUCUGCACAGAAUGUGGUGAAGGGUUUGUUCAAUAUCCAAAAUUGAUCAAUCACAUGGCUAUUCAUGGACCCCUUGACCCUUUAUCUUCUAAUGAUGAAAGUGGCAUUAAGGGUUGUGAUACACCCAUUGAAUUUGCCCUCCAUGAAAAUGGAACACUCACAGUAGUUGAUAAAUCUGCAGUAUCUAACUUCUCGUUCUUAUUUGGAAAACCCACAUCAAACUCGUCAUGGAAUCAGACACCUUUUCAAGAAUCACUGCCUUCAAACAAAAUGGCAGAAGCAGAGCAUACUCAGUGUAGAUGUGAAAGAUGUGGUCAAGUGUUCAGGAGCCAGAGAAGUUUACAACAACAUCAGCGAUACCGCCCCCUUGAGCAAGGUUUCAAAUGUACCCUAUGCUGCAAGGUUUUUUAUGAUCGAGAGAGUCUUCGGGGCCACCUUCAGAGCCAUGAUCAUGAACGUUUUUACAGCUGUGGACACUGCGGAAAACGAUUCUUAAAACAAGAGACUUUGUUCUUGCACCAAAAAGAAUGGCACAAGUGUCUGGGAUCAAAGAGUUCAAGUAAAUUUGAAGAUGACCGUGAAAAUGGUAUGGAUAAAUCUUACCCUUGCAAGAUUUGUGGCUUGCGUUUCUUUUGGUUGUCUGACUUGCAGAGCCAUCUAAUUAAUCAUGCUCAUGUAAACAAAUCAACUACUGAUGCCAAACAAAAAGAGAACUUGCAGGACCAGGAGGAAAGUAGCCAUAAGAAAAAUGUCUUGCCCUCUACUGAUGUUUCUGUUGAUCGCUCGUAUCGCUGUGGCUUGUGCGGGGGGCGUUUCAAUUCCUUGUCAGAUUUGAAAGCACAUCAUGCUUCUGAGCAUCCAGAUGAGGAACAUGAUGAGGACCCCUCCGAAUCAACAUCUCAGAUUAAACGACAGCCUGUUAACUAUUUUGGUAUAAUGCGUCAAAUGGUUUCAAAGCACCAAAUGCAACGCAUGGAUCCAUUGAGGUCAAGAAUGAGAGGUAGACCUAGAGGAGGUGCUAACAGAAGUCUCAACUCUAAAGUGUUCCCUUGCAAACAAUGUCAUCGCGUUUUUGUCCACUCUAGCAGUCUAUCUCGCCAUAUGCGUUACCAUAAGGGUACUCUUCAUACAUGUGUUUAUUGUGGCAGACAUUUUCCACAAAGAUGUGAUGUCACCAGGCAUGUUGCUAUGUAUCAUAGUUCAGAUGUAAAGGUCAAAGUUGAAAGUGAACUUUUGGAGGGUGAAGAAGAAAAUGGUAUGCAAGAGUUAUCAAAAAGGCAGACGAGCAAUGAUUCUGAUGAUCAGGAAAAUCAGGAAAAUGAAGACCAGCAGUCACCAAAGCCAACAGAUAAGGAGAAAUCACCAGAUACACAAGAAAUGUCUCCUGUCAAGCCACGAAUGACCUACAAAUGCAAAGAAUGUGGUAGAGUUUUUGGGCUGCUGAGUGUAUAUCAGCGACAUGUGCGUUAUCACAGAAGAGACCCUUCCCGAGUACUACUAAGCUGUCCUCGUUGUCCAUGUCGUUUUACUUUCCGCUCUGCUCUUGAUCGCCACCUAGAGAAUCAUGAUAAGGAAGGAUCUGAGAAGAAUGGUAAGGAAGGAUCUCCAACUCCAGAGGCUCAUACAGAUUAUUUACAAAAUGAAGAUGAAGAUUUAGGUUUUGAAAGGAGUGAGUCAGAAGUUGAGUCAAAAGAGAAUACAGCAACAGAUGUGUUGUAUGAAUGCACUGAAUGUACCCAGACAUUUUCAGACCUGCAGAAGUUCCUUCAACAUCAAAGUGCACAUGGUUGAAAAAUCUCUAAUCGGAUAUGAUACCAGGCAUCUGAUAGUAAUAAAAUGUCAGACAAAUGCAUUCCAUAUGUUGAAUUGUGAGAGCAAAUUGAGCACUACCUGAUCUGACCUUAUCUAAUUUUUUUAUGUAUGUACAUUUUUUCUACUGCUGAAUUUGUUUCUUGAUUUGUAAUAGCACCAGGUUGACAUGCCUUCCUGUACUUUCUCCUCUUGAAUAAUAGCAUAUUGCUAAGAUGUCGUGUGGAAUCUUCAAGAAUGCUCUAAUAGGUACCUCAAGGUGUUUUGUCAUUUUUUCUCAUUAUGCAAAUUGUUGACUGUCAAAUUUAGUCAUCUUUGUAUUUCCCUUUUUGCUCAUUAACUGUGGAACAGGCAAAUGCUGUACUGUACAGAGUCUUACAACAUCUCAUAACUGCCUUCCGAGUGUAUUUCAAAUUGAUGGCAUUAGUGAGCAUCAUUAACAUAAUAAACCAUAUUUCAAGGCAAGCCCAUUUACUGACCUUGACUGUGAAGUGUCAUAUGGGUUCAUCUUGACUGAUUUGAAGAUGCACCCCUAGUGGGAACUAGAUUUAGGCAAAUAGCAUUGAAUGGUGAGUGAGAUUUUAUAACUUCAGAGUAUGUGUGUUGGUCUACUUUGCAUGGAAUUGUCUGGGGCUGUUAGUGUUUGAUGUUUGAGGGUACAGGGGUCAUACAAAUAAGUGCUGUGAUGUCUGAACAUCAAUAAAAAACAAGUUUUCAGUAAAAAAAAAUCUUGAUAACCCUA
Molecule: messenger RNA, 3624 nt
Organism: Pygocentrus nattereri (red-bellied piranha)
Lineage: Eukaryota; Metazoa; Chordata; Actinopteri; Characiformes; Serrasalmidae
Exons: 3
Coding region: 1020-2864 (614 amino acids)
Biological process (GO): regulation of transcription by RNA polymerase II
Cellular component (GO): nucleus
Molecular function (GO): DNA-binding transcription factor activity, RNA polymerase II-specific; RNA polymerase II transcription regulatory region sequence-specific DNA binding
Source: RefSeq, a predicted model, not a curated record